AUGGAGAAAGCGUUUCAAGCUAACGGGAAUGCUGGAAGGUUCAAAGGGGGCAGAGGACACGGUCGGAAGGGGAUCUCUGCAAGAAAGAAUGGUGGUGGAUACAAGGGCAAGUGCUUUGGGUGUGGACAAGUUGGUCAUAUGAAGCGUGACUGCCCUGUGCAGAAAGGCGACAGUGGGAAUGGUGCUGUUUUUGCUGUGAACGAGAAACGACUCGACGGUUGGCUGAUUGACAGUGGGACUACAUUGCAUAUGACUCCGCAUCAUUCCGACCUGUUCGACUACAAGAUCCUGAACGAUGGCAUUGAUGUAACGAUUGCCGAUGGCAAGAAGUUACGCGUUUAUGGAAAAGGAACAGUGAGGCUGACUGGGUUCAAAUGA
Messenger RNA from Peronospora matthiolae, 378 nucleotides. Lineage: Eukaryota; Oomycota; Peronosporomycetes; Peronosporales; Peronosporaceae. The record is from the annotation of a GenBank genome assembly.